Molecule: messenger RNA, 5352 nt
Organism: Amaranthus tricolor (Joseph's coat)
Lineage: Eukaryota; Viridiplantae; Streptophyta; Magnoliopsida; Caryophyllales; Amaranthaceae
Product: calcium-dependent protein kinase 24-like
Exons: 8
Coding region: 1328-3022 (564 amino acids)
Biological process (GO): protein autophosphorylation; peptidyl-serine phosphorylation; intracellular signal transduction
Cellular component (GO): cytoplasm; nucleus
Molecular function (GO): calmodulin binding; ATP binding; calcium/calmodulin-dependent protein kinase activity
Source: RefSeq, a predicted model, not a curated record
AUUGAACUUUGAUAACUUAGUUUAAGAAUCUGUCCUCUUUUUCCCCCACCUUCAAUAAUUCAUUUUCAAGGUUCAUUGUAUUCCCUUUUCUAUAUUAAUGGCUACAUUUUUAUUACUAUCUCAUCAUUCUGAACAUUAUCAUCUCAUUGUUUCUUGAUCUUUUUCUUUGUCUCUCAAAAAAUUGCAGUAAAAAUAAUGACAGAAGAAAUAUAUAUUUGUAUUGGAAUCUCAGUAACAUUGGUGUUGUAUGUGUUGUUACAAAUGUUGGAAUAUCAAUGGAGCAAUUCUGUUUGUUUCUUGCUUCAUGAUUUUUGUAGUUUUCCUCCUAUUUUUUGUCCUCCAAAAUGGUCUCACUUAUUCACGCCUGUUAAUUUUACUGCAUUAAGCCAACACCACAGUAGCAAAGAUGUUACGAGUUUAUGUUACCCUAAUCUUAAAGAACAAAUUGAAGAAACUCAUGCCACUUUUUUUAAUCACCAAAUAGGCCGAGGAAAGGAGGAGGAGUUAGGUGAUGAUCAAAUUCAAGGCCGGAAAAAGUUAUAUUUCAACUGAGUCAAGAUCUGAUACUUAUAGAUUAAUAUUCUUAAUUUAGGGAUUGACCUUUGUAAAAAGAGAGCUAUAAGUAUAGUCCGAAUUUUUUUAUUUUUUAUUUUUUUUUGUGCUAGUGCUACAGCUAUCGUAAAGUAAUGUGAAAUGGGACAAUAUUUGUAACGUGAAUCGAUCACUAAUUGAUCUUUCUGGUUCAUCAAUACAAACAUUAAUCAAUAACUAAUUACCACUUCUCUUGUGCUUGUUUAGUUUAAAUGUACACAAUUUUUUUUAUUGAUAAAAAUUAUUUGAAUAUGCUUCUACUAAUUAUUUAUCCUUAUUAUUAUGAAUUCAAAUGGAGGUGUAAAUUAAUGAUGUAUAAUGAACAAGAUGAAGAAAUAAUAACAAAAUAAAAGAAGUAUCAUAUGAGACAAGACAAAAAAGUAUUUUAAUUAAAUGUGUAAAUUUAGCAUUAAUGGAAAUAAAAAAAAAGAAAAAAAAAAGAAAAAAAAAAGCCAAGUGUUCUUAAUUAGUAAAAAAUAUCUCAAUCAAAACAAAUUCCCUAGGAAGGAGGGUUUCUUCCUAUUGCAUAGAGAUGUCACCAACCAUUUACAUUAAUAUUUAACACAUACACAUCUAAUUUUUAUCCUAUAUUUUGCGAUUUCUAAAAUUAAACUACUCUAACUUUUUUUUCAUUUUCUCCCUUUGCCUUCCCUCCACCGUAAAUUACCCCUUUCCGAUGACCCUCCCACCCUAACACACCAAAAUUCGUUCUAAACGUAAAUCAAAUAAAAAAAAAAUGGGAGGAUGCAUUUCAACAUUACCUCCAAAUGGAACACUACGAAAUCUCCGUAGAAAAGGUUGGGUCAAGAAUAACGCGAAGCAAUCUUUGGUCCCUCAAGAGAAGUUUAGUAGCACGGUGGGUAGAAAUUCAAGGUCAUCUAAACACCAUUCAAAAUUAAUAAACAUACUGCCGGACUCCACCAAAACGGGUGAAAAUGAAAAGCAAAAGUAUGAAUUUGGGAAGGAGUUGGGAAGGGGAGAAUUUGGUGUAACGUAUCAAUGCACAGAAUUGGCAACUGGACAGAGUUAUGCAUGCAAGACAAUAUCAAAGGGAAAGCUUAGAACCGAUAUUGAUAUUGAGGAUGUUAGGAGAGAAGUCCAAAUUAUGAAACAAUUGCCUAAACAUAUAAAUAUUGUUGCUUUUAAAGAGGCUUUUGAAGAUAAAGAUACAAUUUAUUUGGUGAUGGAGUUAUGUGAAGGCGGUGAGCUUUUUGAUAGAAUUGUUGAUAGGGGCCAUUACUCCGAGAGAGCUGCUGCUGAUGUUCUUAAGAUUAUUUUGCAAGUCGUUAAGGUAUGCCAUGAUCAUGGAGUCAUACAUCGAGAUCUUAAACCCGAAAACUUCUUAUUUGCAAACAAGAAUGAGAGUUCAGCCCUUAAAGCCAUAGAUUUUGGACUCUCUAUCUUUUUUGAACCUGGGCAACGCUUCAGCGAGAUAGUGGGAAGUCCAUAUUACAUGGCCCCAGAAGUAUUAAAAAGGAAUUAUGGACCUGAGGUUGAUAUUUGGAGUGCUGGUGUUAUCCUUUACAUAUUACUUUGUGGAGUCCCCCCUUUUUGGGCAGAAACCGAGGAAGGAAUAGCACAUGCAAUUGUAAGAGGAGAGAUGGAUUUUGAGAGAGAUCCAUGGCCAAAAGUGUCUCCACAAGCAAAAGAUCUUGUUAAGCAUAUGCUUGAUCAAAAUCCUUAUAAUCGUAUCACAGUUGAAGAAGUCCUUUCACACCCUUGGAUGAAAAAUGCCACCAACACCGCCGAUGUUUUGCUAGGCCAAAAUGUGAGAACCAGGAUCAAGCAAUUCUCCUUGAUGAACAAGUUCAAGAAGAAAGUUUUACAAGUUGUAGCAGAUACUUUGCCAGAAGAACAAAUAGAGAAACUAAGAAACACAUUUCAGAUGAUGGACACAGAUAAGAAUGGAAGCUUGUCUUUUGAAGAGCUCAAACAUGGCCUUCAAAAGCUAGGUCAUGCUUUUCCUGAUUCUGACGUUCAAAUGAUCAUAGAUGCAGCGGAUGUAGAUGGGAAUGGAACCUUAGAGUGUGGAGAAUUCCUAACUCUUUCAAUCCAUCUCCAAAAGAUGGGUGAUGAUGAACAUCUUACACGAGCUUUUAAGUACUUCGAUAAGGACAAAAACGGCUAUAUUGAGUUUGAAGAGUUAAAACAAGAACUUUAUACAGAUGACGCUACUGAUAACACCAAUUGUGAGCAAAUUAUACGGGAUAUACUGUUUGAUGCAGAUUUGAACAAGGAUGGACGAAUAGACUACAACGAGUUUAGGGCAAUGAUGCAUACUGGAAUGGAUUGGAAAAUGUGUUCCCGACAAUAUUCAAAGGUCAUGCUUAAUAAAAUGAGCAUGAAGUUGUUCAAUCACUCUGGACAAUUGAAUUAUUCUGGCCAACUUAAUUAUUCUGGACCAUUAAAUCGCCCUAGUCAAUUAAGAUAAUUCUGAUUUUGAUUUUUUUUUUUUUUUUUUUUUUUUUUUUAUAGUUUUCUUUUACAAAUGAGGUCCCCUACACUAUCCUUUUUUUGCUGCUCUUCCUUCAUAAAAGACGCAUAUUCAAGAGGUAUUACAAUUUAUUGUUGUGGGAAACUAAAUAAGAUUAUCCGUGGAUUCAUAUUACUUAACCUAAUCGAUAUCUUUAACAUCAUAAACAAAAAGAUGAUUAAACAAUCAUUCUGAAAUCUACCAAUGGGUAAAACAUUAUUGGUUGAAGCAUCAAAGUCAAAAUCUAUAACUUUACAUAUAUAUUUAUAAAUCUAAUUAUAUUAAUUCAUACAUAUUCACAUAACAAGAAGAAUGGGGAUGAUAAAUAUCUGAUGUCAUGAUAUGUCUUCGUCGUUAUUAAAAGAUUCAAAAAGAUGGAUGCUUCCGAUAAGAAAAAAGAUUAAAUUUAUUGGUGAAAACCAUUACUAACAAACAUGAUCUAUUAUGUUGAAUUACAUAACAAAAAACACAAAAAUGAAGGUUACUUGAUUCCAUUGCACCGGAGAUAAUUUUGAGAACGAGAGCGAUUUAAUCUUCUAGAUUAUUACAUAUUCUCGAAAGUUACGACCCUUAAUGUUCUCAGUUUUAAUUUUCUCUAAUAAUGGAAUGUCCGGGUGUAAUACCCCUGAAUUUCCGACCCUUUAUACAAAAUAAAACCCGCAAGGAAACGAAGGAAAUUCAGGUAUUACAUUAAAAAUAUAAAAUAUAUAAUUAAUAAUAAAAAGGAAAAGAGAAAGUUAGAUGGUUUAAUUAAAAGUAUUAGAAAACUCCAAAACAAGAUCGUGCGGAAAUUUCGACAGCAUUUAUCCUAAAGUUAGACGCACUAAACAAGAAACAAUCAAUAAAACAUAAUAAAGAAGAGGCAUCAUCGCCUUUGUAACAAAAUAUCACGCCGAAAUGAUCAUCGCCUAAUCAUUGGUCAACAUGCUAAGCAUGGAUCGUGGUGCCAAUGUAAACGCUUGAGUUCGAAGACAGAAUGACAAUGAUAAACUAAUUAAUAAUACAACCACAAAAACAACGCAAUGGAAAUAACUUAUACAAAGGAGGACAUGUACCUCAAACUCAAAACAUAAACAACUUAAUUAAAAAGAAACUACAUGUAGACAAUAAAAUAUUGUAUACUUCUAAAUUCUCACUCAUUUCCCCUCGUAUGCAUUGCAAAGAAGCUUCAUCACCUAUAAUGUCUAUCUAUGAUAGCCCCACUGCUCAACGUAAGAUCAUAGACCAACGUAUCAUAGCAGGGCCAUCAAAGACAAACCACCAACAAUGAAAAGAAAUAGUACACGUCAGUAAUUAACGAAUUUAUGGUAGUUAGAACCACAGAACAAGGGAAUAAACAAUAAUAUUGAACGACAAUAAGGGUUUUACUCCUGUACCUAACACUCCCUUUUUACUACACGAUUUGCUUUUAGAACGUCUAAUCCCUCGAAGAAUAAUCAAGAGAAGUGGAUCUUUUCUCUAUUUCAUGGCAUAGUGACAAGGCCAAGGUCGUUAUUGGCCAUCCAACGCCCAUGGCAAAGAAUGAGCUCAUACCCCCUUCGGCUAACCCUUUAAGAUCCUACCUUCGGGAAAAAGACACACUAGGGUACUAAUCCAGUGAAGAGGCCACCAUAUUAGGGUUUGCAAAGCUCACAUAGUAACACCUCAGUCAAGGGGACGGUAUCGGCCACCCGGCGCCUAAUACGAUGAUCCCGUCAGAUCUCACCUAGGGUACUACUAAAUCAAUCGGAUUUCAUCCAGUUGACUCAUGCCAGCUAAUUGUAAUCUAAUGCUUAAUCAAAUGAGAAUAACUCCCACUUUCUACUAUUAAUGAGUACCCUAGGAUAGCAGAAUGCCAAAACCCACUGAACAACUCAAACGAAAUACGAAGUCCACCUAUAAAGGAGUCAUUCUAACUCCAAGUAAGACAUAAUCCAUUUCUUAAAUAGAUAAGGGGAUGGCUACUGACACUCGUAUUCUCUAACUAUUCUAAGCUCAAGGAUUUCAUAAUCGAUAGCUCUUCAUAUAAAGGUUACUCACUAGCACCUCAUGGUUUCGACACAAUGCAUAUUAUCACAAUAAACAAUGAUAUCUUAAGGAACAAUUGCAUAUAAGGGUUAGUUACUACGUGUACGUAGCUGAAGUUGCCGGCACUUUGCAAAAGUCAAAAUAAUCACCAAUACAGGGUUUUCUAACUUCUUAUGAAGUGAACACCUACCAAAUUUAAAGUGCGUGUUAUAAGUCUACUAGUCCCAUUAAGAGCUACUUAAUACUAUGAAAAGUACCGUUUAAAUCGUCCACAUGUUUUU